Molecule: messenger RNA, 1101 nt
Organism: Passer domesticus (house sparrow)
Lineage: Eukaryota; Metazoa; Chordata; Aves; Passeriformes; Passeridae
Exons: 5
Coding region: 1-1101 (366 amino acids)
Source: RefSeq, a predicted model, not a curated record
AUGGGCUGGCGGCGCAUUCCUGGCGGCCUUGUUGAGGAGGCUCCCGGGGCUCCUGCAGACGGCUGCGUUGCCGCGCUGCGGCCGGGCUGCGGCCUGUACCUAAGUGGGGCGCAGGCCGCAGCCCGUGCUCCAAGCCCUGGGACGGUGAGGCAAGAGCGAGCCACAGGAGCGGCGUCUGCGGGCUCAAGAGUGGAACGGCGAGGCAAGAUCGAGCCGCAGGAGCGGCGUCUGCGGGCUCAAGAGUGGAACGGCGAGGCAAGAGUGAGCCGCCGGAGCGGCGUCUGCGGGCUCAAGAGUGGAACGGCGAGGCAAGAUCGAGCCGCAGGAGCGGCGUCUGCGGGCUCAAGAGUGGAACGGCGAGGCAAGAUCGAGCCGCCGGAGCGGCGUCUGCGGGCUCAAGAGUGGAACGGCGAGGCAAGAUCGAGCCGCCGGAGCGGCGUCUGCGGGCUCAAGAGUGGAACGGCGAGGCAAGAGCAAGUUUCAGCAUUGGCUUCUUUGAGCUCAGGAGCGGAACAGCGAGAAGCCCUGGGACGGCGAGGCAAGAUCGAGCCGCCGGAGCGGCGUCUGCGGGCUCAAGAGUGGAACGGCGAGGCAAGAUCGAGCCGCCGGAGCGGCGUCUGCGGGCUCAAGAGUGGAACGGCGAGGCAAGAUCGAGCCGCAGGAGCGGCGUCUGCGGGCUCAAGAGUGGAACGGCGAGGCAAGAUUGAGCCGCCGGAGCGGCGUCUGCGGGCUCAAGAGUGGAACGGCGAGGCAAGAGCAAGCUUCAGCAUUGGCUUCUUUGAGCUCAGGAGUGGAACAGCGAGAAGCCGUGGGACCACGAGGCAAGAGCGGCAGUGUCUUCGAGCUCAAGUGUGGAACGGCGCGGCAAGAGCGAGCUUGGAGCUGAAGAGGAGCACAAAGGGCCCUCUGGGGGGCAGGCUGAAGAAGCGCUGUGCCGCAGGGCACGGUCCCGCCUUUGCCAUUGCUAUGGGCUGGCGGCGCAUUCCUGGCGGCCUUGUUGAGGAGGCUCCCGGGGCUCCUGCAGACGGCUGUGUUGCCGCGCUGCGGCCGGGCUGCGGCCUGUACCUAAGUGGGGCGCAGGCCGCAGCCCGUGCGCCGUAG